Molecule: messenger RNA, 1114 nt
Organism: Aspergillus piperis CBS 112811
Lineage: Eukaryota; Fungi; Ascomycota; Eurotiomycetes; Eurotiales; Aspergillaceae
Product: haloacid dehalogenase-like hydrolase
Exons: 2
Coding region: 60-782 (240 amino acids)
Source: RefSeq, a predicted model, not a curated record
UCACUCUCCCAACCCUUCUCAUUUGAUCCCUACGAUAGAUCAGCACCAGUACCAGCACCAUGACCGGCAGUAAGAAUGUGGUGUUCGACAUUGUCGGCACACUGGUCUCCUACGACGUCCUUUUCGAUGCGAUCGACACGCAACUGGGCGACCGGCUCCGUGCGGAGGGGAUCAAGCCUUCCUUGUUAGGAUACACCUGGAUCGAGGUCGCAGAGCGCGAGUACACAUAUCUGAGCUUGUCAGGCCAGUAUAAGACAUUCGCUACUUGUCUGGAAUUGCUCUUCUGGCGAAUGCUCAAGAUGGCAGGCAUACAAGACCCGCGAAGCUUUGCCACAAAGAGCGAUCUCGAGUUUAUCAUGAGUAGGUAUGCCAAACUUGGACUUCGCCCAGGAGCGGCCGAGUGCGUCACUAAGUUGCGUGAUGCUGGGUUCACUGUCUGGGCACUCACAGCGGGGGACGCCGCGAGAGUGGGGGGUUAUUUCGCCAACGCUGGACUUGAAUGGCCCGCAGAGAAUCUAAAAUCCUGUGACUCGCAGGGAAUAGGCAAGCCAGACUUGCGGGUGUACCAACCGCUCCUCGAGCAGCUCUCCCAGCACGGACAACCCUGGUUUGCUGCUGGACAUAUGUGGGACGUUUCGGCGGCUCGCCGUGCGGGGUAUAAAGGAGCGUACUGCACCAUCUGGGAAAAGGAGCCGAUUGUGGGAUUAUUUGGAGAGAUGGAAGUCAUGGCAGACACUCUGCCAGCGAUGGCUGACGAGAUAAUUGCUGCGGAAAAUAAGUGAGAAGGGUGAAGUUGACGGCCGAGAAGCAGGCAUAUCGGCACUAGCUUGGUCACUAAUUACUACUAGUCUGGGGAGCGUGUCAGCUACUGAUAGAGAUGUUACGUAGCCAGUGCAGUACUUCCUUCCAAAGAAUUGCACAUGGGGCAUAUCUUGCAGAUCCAUUUCGUUGCUGAUAAUGCUCCAAAGAAUGUUUAUCUUCCACACAGACUUACUCACUAUUGGAAACAGACAUGAUGCGCACAAUACUUUCUUGUGUCUCCUGAUCGCAAAUGUUUCUUGUAAGAGACAGGGAAGGGUCCAAACCACAGGUGAUGCAGCACGAGGAUCUUGAC